Molecule: messenger RNA, 507 nt
Organism: Drosophila subobscura
Lineage: Eukaryota; Metazoa; Arthropoda; Insecta; Diptera; Drosophilidae
Gene: Cks85A
Product: cyclin-dependent kinases regulatory subunit
Exons: 4
Coding region: 59-430 (123 amino acids)
Biological process (GO): regulation of mitotic cell cycle
Cellular component (GO): cyclin-dependent protein kinase holoenzyme complex; SCF ubiquitin ligase complex
Molecular function (GO): histone binding; ubiquitin binding; protein kinase binding
Source: RefSeq, a predicted model, not a curated record
CAUAUAUUGUUGGGAAACAUAGAACAUGGAACUUAUAUAAAAACGCUUGGCAAUUUCUAUGCUCUUCUGCUCUGCACACGCACACAACAACAACAGCGACGGCAGCAGUUCUUUUGGCCUUUUACGGGAAGUCGUUGCUAAGGAAUUUACUUUUCUUUGGAUGAUGCCGGCAGAUCAAAUCCAGUACUCAGAAAAGUACUUUGACGACAAAUUCGAAUACAGGCAUGUUAUUCUACCCUCCGAUUUGGCCAAGCAUGUGCCCAAGGCUCACCUGAUGACUGAAACGGAGUGGCGAAAUCUUGGCGUACAGCAGAGUCCCGGCUGGGUUCAUUACAUGAUGCACGCUCCAGAGCCCCAUGUGAUUCUGUUCCGACGCAAACGAGUCGAGGAAGACAACGGGACGUCGAAACAAGCGGCGGCCUGUGUAUAAAGCCAAGCGAAGACCUAGUCGGGAUGCAGAGAGAAGAGGAGAGGACAGCACCCACCAACUCACAAAGUAUUCCAUAA